This is a messenger RNA of Alnus glutinosa, 1758 nucleotides long. RefSeq lists its product as uncharacterized. The transcript is spliced from 3 exons. Bases 559 to 1380 code for a protein of 273 amino acids. The record is from RefSeq and is a predicted model, not a curated record. NCBI's taxonomy places the organism in Eukaryota, Viridiplantae, Streptophyta, Magnoliopsida, Fagales, Betulaceae.
UGUUGCCCGAAACAGAGACACGAGAGAUUGAGUUGAGAGAUGAGAUGAGAGACCGGAGAGAGGGGCUGAGAUUGAGAGAAAAGAGAAACAGAGAUUGAGAGAUGGAGUGGCUUGAGAGAAGAGAUGAGUCCGAGAGGUGGAGAACUGGGAGACCCGGUUCUGCCCGUGACCGGCAAACCCGGGAAACCCGUCAACGCCGUACCCAGAUCCCGGCAACCCAGCAAACCCGGAGACCCGAUCCAAGCCGUCAGCACAGCCCAUCCCAUGCAACCCGUGAACCUCGGCCCAACCCAGACGACCCAGCUGAACCCGUGAGCUCGAACCCAAUCCGGGAGGACCCGUAGCAGACCCGUGACCCAGCCGAGCCCGUACGCCGUUAGCCCGGAAAACCCGAUCCUAACCCGAUCCUCCUUGCCCGGCGAUUCCAGCAGCAAUUUCCGGCGAUCCUUCGUUGAAUUUUAAUGGAUUUUCACAGAAAAUCCUCAAGGUGAUGAACUGAGAGAAUGUACGAAAAAACUUAUUAUUUUUGGCACCCUUUUGGGUUAUUUUUGUAGCACUAUGUCUGCAGACAGUUCUCAACGCAGGGUCCAACAAAGGACAGAAGAAGCUCAAGCUGCCUUCUUAGUAAAAGUAGAGAACAGGCAGGCUAUUCCAGAAAGGAAUGUCCUCAAAGUGGAUGUGACGGUAGCUCCCUUUGAUUACAUUGCUGAGAUGAACCCUUGGGGAUAUCUUUACAACUGUGCAUGCACAGUAUAUCCCAGACUGGUGAGGGAGUUUUACAGGUAUCUAGAUGUGAUUCAGGAUAAGAACCAUGGGAUCAUUCUUCAGACUUCUGCUCAGGGCUACAUGCUUCAGAUUGAUCCUCAUGUCAUCAGUGCCAUCAUUGAUUUUCCAGUCCUGCCUGUUUCUGCCAGAUCCUUCACAGAGGACAUUGAGCCCCCUACUUUGAAGCAGCUCAAGGAUUACUUUCAUGCCCAUCCACAGAGCCAUGAGCAAGCUCAUGCAUUUAUCAAGAUAGGUGCCUUUUCUCCCCCGCACCGACUGUUUGCAAAGAUUGUUUUGCACAAUCUAUGGCCCACAGUUCGCAAGAGUGAGCUUGUUCUGAAGAGGGCCCAGUUUUUAUAUGCUCUAUGUAUGAGGAUGCCUUUUUGUUUGUGUAAGCACAUCCUCAAUCUUCUGCUGGAUAUGAGAGAUAAACACUCUAUAGGGCUUCCUUUUGCGUGCUUGAUCACAAAGCUCAUUAUUCAGUCUAGGAUAGAAGUCUCUGCAGAGCCUGUGAUGAGGAUACAGGACUCCCUUGGCAUUCAGACUCUCAUGAAGUCUAAUGCUCAGUUACGGUUCGAAGGUCAAGGCGAAGCUCAUCAGCCACCUCUAGCUUAGGAUGAUCAGCAUGCAGUAGCUUCCUCUUCUUAGACUGCUCCCCCACUUCCACUUUAUGAUGCUAGAUAUGCUCAGAUACUGACUGCAUUGAGUUCUGUGCAGGGAGAUAUUAGCUUUAUUCAGCGGGAGGUUCGCUCCAUCAGUACUCGAGUUGAGAAGUGCCAACUCAAUAUUCAAGAGUGUCUCAAGCACCAUUUUCCCGAUGAUGAUUAAUUGUUUUUCUUUUUUGUGCUUUAUUGUUUUAUUUUGAGACAAUUUUAUUUUCCUGUUUUGGAUUAUUGUAAUACUUUAUAACUCUGGGUUUUAUUUACUCUCUUUACCCUUGUCCUGUUUAGACAUUAAGGGGGAGUAAUUUGUUAUCUGUUUUUUUUUUUUUUU